AUGCAGGUCAAACAGAUCGCCAUUGCCAUUUCUCUGGUAUCCAGGCUGCAGCCAGCCAUGGCCGCAGCCUUGGUAUCGUCACCAGGGCAAACAGCAGCAAUUCCAUCGUGGGAUCUCCAAUCGACAGCAGUCGUGGGUACUAAUCUCGAGAGACUGACUAGAAAUGGCGUCAACACCUCGGCGUGGCAUCAUAUCAGAAAGUCCAAAUGCACUCUCAUAGGCUGUCUGAUCGAAGCGGGUGUCUACAACGAAACCGAGCUCUUCUACUCUGACAAUCUCCGGAAAGUCGACGGCACACAGUUCCUCGUCCCCUGGAUUUACCGCAGCGAGAUCUUACUUGAGCCUGGUCAGGGCAGACAUUUCUUUUUGCAAACUCACGGAAUCUCCUCAAGAGCAGACAUCUUCCUUAAUGGUGAGCAAGUUGCGUCUCGAACCGAGCAGGCUGGGUCCUAUGUCGGACGUCGAUACGACAUUACCAGCAUCGUCGGCGCUGGAAAUGCGCUGGCAAUCCAAGUCCAUCCAACAGACUACUACCGCGAUUUGGCCCUGGGCUGGGUUGACUGGAACCCCUGGCCGGCCGACAACGGAACCGGCGUGUGGCGAGACGUCGAGAUCAAGCAGACUGGGUCGGUAGUGUUGGAACCACUUCGUGUGGUGACGCAGCUCGGGACGCCAAUAGGGAGUCAACCAGCCAUGGUAACUCUCAAAACACGGGCCCAGAAUCUCGAGAAUUCAUCCGUCACUAUCACAACCACGGCCACUAUUGCGCCGCCGUCAGGGGCGGGCGCUGUUACUUGGAACAAGACCUUUACACUACAACCCCUGUCCACCGUGGACAUCUCUCUCGAUGGUAUCGUCGAAAAUCCCAAAAUCUGGUGGCCAAGACAGUGGGGAGAGCAGCGGCUGUACACAGCAAACCUGACGGUGGUUGCAGACGACGGAGAACUCUCGGAUUACGCAGCGGCCACAUUUGGCCUCCGCAUCAUAACCUCAAAGUUGAACUCGUACAACGACACAACCUUCAUCAUGAACGGGCAGCCAUUCCAAGUUGUUGGUGCCGGCUACACGCCCAACAUGUUUCUCCGCUGGGACGCGGCAAAAUGGGAAAGAGAACUCCAGUACGUCCUCGACUUGGGUUUCAACACUGUCCGGCUGGAAGGUAAAAACGAGCACCCCGAGCUUUACGACAUCGCUGACCGCCUCGGCGUCAUGAUCAUGCCUGGAUGGGAGUGCUGCGAUAAGUGGGAAGCCUGGAGCUACAACCAGGAUCUGGCUGUGCCCACCCCGGUUUGGUCGUCGGCCGACUACGCCAUCGCGGGCGCGAGCAUGCUCCACGAGGCCGGCAUGCUGCAAACCCACCCCAGCGUCCUGACCUACCUGAUCGGAAGCGACUACUGGACCGACGAGCGCGCCACGCGCAUCUACCUCGACGCCUUCAACGCAACCGACUGGCAAACACCGGUCAUUGGCUCCGCCUCCAAGCGCGGGUAUUCCCCAUUCACGGGGCCGUCCGGCAUGGAAAUGGAAGGGCCUUAUGACUGGGUACCACCCAACUACUGGUACACCUUGCCGGCGCAGCUGGGCGCCGCGGGCGGGUUCGGCUCCGAGCUGGGCGCCGGCGUGGGGACCCCGGAACUGGCGAGCCUCCAGAAAUUUCUGUCACCAACAGACCUGGCCGAUCUUUGGAUGACCCCGGACAAGCCGCUCUUCCAUAUGUCGCGCGAGACCUCGUCCUUCGAGACCCGUGCCAUCUACAACGCUGCGCUUUGGGCCCGCUGGGGCCCGCCCUCGUCGCUUGAUGACUACCUCGCCAAAUCGCAGCUUAUGGACUACGAGGCGACCCGCGCCCAGUUCGAGGCGUACGCCGCCAUGUGGACGGCAACGCCCCGCCCUGCGACGGGCCUCAUAUACUGGAUGCUGAACAAUGCCUGGCCAAGCUUGCAUUGGAAUAUUUGGGACUACUAUAUGCGUCCUGCCGGGAGCUAUUUCGGGGCCAAGGUUGGGAGUAGGGUUGAGCAUGUGGCCUAUGACUAUGUGGGCAAGGGCGUGUAUUUGAUCAACCGCUCGUUGGACAAACAGGGUAAAAGGACCGUGGAGGUGCAGGUUUUGGGCGUCGAUGGGAGGGUAGUCCAUGAGCAGACGGUCGAAGCGGACGCGGAGCCUAAUGCCAGUCAAAAGAUUGCUGAGUUGGGAGAGGUUCUAGGGGAGGCCGCUGAGGAGGUGGUUUUUCUACGGUUGGUUCUGAAGGGCGAGGGCGGCAAGGUGUUGAGCAGGAACGUUUACUGGGUUAGCCGAGAGGUUGACGUGCUGGAUUGGGAGAGUUCGGAGUGGUACGUGACGCCGGUGACAAAGUACGCAAAUUAUACGGCGCUGAACAACCUGGAGCCGGCAAACCUCACUGUCAGCGCGGUCCACGAUAGCGACAGCAGUGUGGCAGUAACGCUUGAGAACGGAUCGGGCGUGCCGGCGUUCUUUGUGAGCCUGAAUCUGGUUGAUGCAGAGGGUCGAGAUGUGCUUCCCUUGACGUGGGAGGACAACUAUGUCACCCUGUGGCCUCGCGAGAAGUUGACGCUCACGGCGAGGGCCAUCGGUAAUGAGGAUUGGUCGCCGGCGACGGUACAGGUUGUGGGCAAGAACGUUCAGAGGAGGAAUAUCGGGUUGCGCUGA
Molecule: messenger RNA, 2667 nt
Organism: Canariomyces notabilis
Lineage: Eukaryota; Fungi; Ascomycota; Sordariomycetes; Sordariales; Chaetomiaceae
Product: glycoside hydrolase family 2 protein
Exons: 1
Coding region: 1-2667 (888 amino acids)
Biological process (GO): carbohydrate metabolic process
Molecular function (GO): hydrolase activity, hydrolyzing O-glycosyl compounds
Source: RefSeq, a predicted model, not a curated record